GACUGUCCAACAUCUGAUCGCGGCUGCACAGGACUUGCAGUCAGCUUGCUGGAGAAGGUCUACAAAUUUAAAGUCAUGCAGCAUAGAGGCACGAACUGAAAGGAUUGUCAUAGUGUUCAGCAAUGGUCCGCCGUGUGGCAGUGGUUGGAGCAGGCAGUUCAGGUCUGGCCUGUAUCAAGAUCUGUGUGGAUGAGGGCCUGGAACCUGUCUGCUUUGAAAGCAGUGAUGACAUUGGCGGUCUGUGGAGAUUUAAGGCGUCACCUGAGCCAGAGCGAUCCAGCAUCUAUCGCUCCUUGGUGGUCAACACCUCAAAAGAGAUGAUGUGUUUCAGUGACUUUCCUAUGCCGGCUGACUAUCCAAACUACAUGCACAACUCUCAGCUCCUGCAGUACUUCAGGCUCUAUGCUGAGCACUUUCACUUGCUCAGAUACAUUAACUUUCAGACCACAGUGAGGAGUGUUACACAAAGACCGGACUUCUCUCUGUCCGGUCAGUGGGAUGUAGUGACCAUAAACAGGGAUGGAGCAGAAGAGAGGCACGUCUUUGAUGCAGUUCUGGUGUGUUCAGGUCACUACACCCAUCCAGCCUUACCCCUGUCAGACUUUCCAGGAUAUGAGACGUUUUCUGGCAGGUGUUUUCACAGCUGGGAAUAUAAAGAUGCAGAUGCCUGCAGAGGACAGAGGGUGGUGGUGGUUGGCAUUGGCAAUUCUGGAGGAGAUAUUGCUGUGGAGAUUAGCAGAUCUGCAGAGAAGACAUUUCUCAGCACACGACAUGGGGCCUGGGUAAUUGGCAGAAUGUCUGCCAAUGGUCUUCCUCUGGACAUGACAGCUAUCACCAGGUUCAACAACAUCCUCAUGCUGCUUCUCCCCAAGACUCUGGUCAACUGGGCAGCAGAGAGAGCACUGAACCACAAAUAUGACCACAGACUGUACAGCCUGAAGCCCAUACACAGACUUUUGGACCGAAGGCCUUUGAUCAAUGAUGAUCUUCCUGGCCGAAUCCUUCAGGGGGCGCUAGUCAUGAGGCCCAACCUAAAAGGGUUUAUGGAUUCAGGAGUUGUAUUUGAAGACGGCACAGUGGAGGAGAACAUUGAUGCUGUGGUCUUCUGUACAGGUUACAUCGGAAACUUCCCAUUCCUGCCUCCAGCUCUGUCUGAGGGGCCUCACGGAGAGUUGACAUUGUACAAGAGAUUGUUUCCUCCAUCUCUACAAUGCCCCACACUGGCCAUCAUGGGACUUUUCCAAACAAAAGGACCAAUCAUGCCCAUAGUAGAAAUGCAGGCACGAUGGGCUGUUAGGGUCUUUUCGGGUUUGAGCCAUCUUCCAUCUAAGGAGAAAAUGCUGCAACUCAUUGAGUCUGAGAGAAAGAGAAACAUGAAAAGCUAUCCCUGCUCACAACAGGCUGCUCUCCAGGUGGAUUACAUCCCAUACCUGGAUUUCAUGGCUGAGGAGGUGGGAGUUCGACCAAGCUUCUUGAUGCUACUUCUGAGAGAUCCCGUGCUCUGGGUGAAGGUCUUCUUUGGUCCCUGCACUCCAUAUCAGUAUCGUCUCACUGGACCUGGACAAUGGGCCGGAGCCCGACACGCUAUCCUUACUCAGUGGAAGCGGGUUGCUCAGCCUUUCAGAACCAGAGCGAUACCAGAACCAGAGCCCAGGCCAUCUGUCCUUUUUUCCUUCUGGCUACUCACAUUUGGAGGAAGCGUGGUGAUGGCUUUGCUUCUGUCUAAAAAUAAGUUAAUUCCGGCGCUGCAGGGUGCUACUCAGAUUCUGGACAGGAGCAGGAUUUUUCUGAGGGACAGCUGGUUUACUGGUUAACCACAAGAACAUGAUGUCAAAUUUGUGAGUAGACACUUCUUAUAGAUCCACUGUGAUAAAUAAAUAAAUAUGCAAAAUUAUCUGAAAUACAAUAAAACAGAGAUAGUACACAGGUCUGGGAACUGUACAGUCAUUUACAGUCAUUGGUGCUUUCUUUUUGGGUUGGCGUACUGAGAGAAAGACAGCCUCUGACUUUUGAUGUGGUAUACAAAUGCCAUAUAUGUAAUAAUGUGGUGUUGUAAAAUUGUAAAAUUAUUUUACGCUCUUCUGACAAAUGUGUCACUCAGACUUAGCAACCACCAGAAACAAACCUUUGACCUCUACGAAAGACUUGUGCCAGUUCAGGACAGGGGAGUAAAUCAGGUCGAAUCCCACACAUUUUGUAACUGUAUGGGAUGAUCUUGUAUCAUAUUGUUAUCUUCAGAGAGUGGUUAAGCCCGUCCCAGGGUGGUGUUACUUUUCCUUCCGCCCUACUCUCCAUUUCUCACCCAAGCAGAGGAAUUCUUUCCCCCCUGUAGGUUGAAAGUUCGCGAUCAGAUGUCCCUCUUGGACACAAUGAAUGCUGGAUGUCCGGACAUAUCUGCAGAGGAUCGCCACGGAUGGAUCAGGCAUGCAAAAAGGUUCAUUUCCAAGGUGUACUGCAUGAGAGGAAAUAAAGUGAUGUGGAUGAGAACUUGUGGCCAAAUGAAAAAGACAGGGUUGCCUAGUGCUGUAGUAUUUCUAUAUUUGGAGCUAUUUUCUACAAGUAUACAUACAGGGAAUUGGGUAUUUAUAGUUUUGUAUUGCAUUAUUGGAAUUCCUUUGGUUGCAUUUUCUGCACUUGGGAUUAUUCCAUGCAAUAAUGGCAACAAAAAAAAACAUUGAAUGAAGCAUAUCGCAGCAAGUCCGAUUCAUCUCUUUGAAAUUUACAGUAAGGUAGCAAGGUCCUUGCUAUAAGGUAAUGCCCUUCUUUUUUUUCUAAUGGAAUCUUGCUUCAUACUAAAUGAAUAAAACACACCUCAGAGACAAUAAUGACUGCAAUGCUGCUGCCUGCUGUUAGAAUUUGGAAUGACAAGGUUUUCUUGUGGCCAGACAAAUAUUAUCAGUGUACCUUUACAAGAGUCGAACCUGAAAUGUGUAUGAAGUGUUUGGUUGCGUUGUGAGAUUAACCAGUGUCCGGAGCUGCAUGUCGGUGAAGACAACUGUGGGAACAGUUUUGAAAAAGUGAACUCAGAAUAGAAAAAAAUGUGUGUUACAAGCAGCAACUGAUCUGACAAGUCAGCGGUUGUAAGUGAAACUAUGCCCAUUAGUUCAUGUGACUUAUGUUUCAGUGCUCUCGUUGCAUUUGUAAUAAAAAGAUGCGUUGAACCUCAAAUGGGCAAGAUGUGGGAAGAGAUGAUCCGAGCUUGCAGGUCAUCAUUCACCUUAAAAAUCCUAUAAACAGAACAGUAGAUAGCUGUGUAUGAAAAUCAUGGGUAUAAGUAGUGCCUCAGUAACACUUACUUAUGUAGCCCAACCACUCAUUUCGGAUUGAGGGUUUAUUGAGUGAGGGUAUACUAAAGUAACUAACAAACCUGGCCAUAACAUAGAGGACUAGUUAGCUUAUUGCAUUAGCUAUACUGUUAUUGUGAGCUUAAAACUCCCAUGUAUCAUACACCCUUAUUUUUACCACAUUAAUCACAUUACAAUCAAACAUGAAUAAAUAUCAAACCACAAGCAUUGGAUGCAAUAACAGAAAAAAUAUUUAGUAAAAAACCAAGGUAGUUCACACCUUUAAAAUGCCCUGAUGACCUCAAAGAAAUCAUUAUUACAGCAGUUCUCAGUACUCAUCUUCGAACUCGACUUUGUGUGUGUGUGUCAUCAUGGCAAAUUGUGUUCCUGGAGACACCUACUGUAGCGGGAAGUACCAAGAAGGUGUUUUUGGGUACUUUGGCACAUGUUUAUAUGUCUUUCUGUCUGUCUGUGUGGGUAGUGUAAUUAAGAUCAAAAUGAAGGCCGAGUUUAAAGGUGGGUGGGGUCCGAGCUAGGGUACCGGAAGUAGUGGGGUUGGAAGCAGGGAAGGGGCCAUUGGCCCCCCACUUUACGCCCCUGGCCAGUUCUUUUUAAUUCGCAGAUCACUGUAUCCCGGUUUCAAUCAUUCCUGUCCCCUCCAAGACAUCAGGUAAAACCACAGACCAUCUUGCGAUGGACUCACACCAGCUGCGACGCCUGUCCGUAAUGUAGCAAUGACUACUGGGUGCUCAUGGGCGGGAAUGUCGACAUGUUGACGUGUGUCAUGGUGUGAUAACAUCAAAAGAUGGUCUCCAGUUGGUUAUUGAUUUUGUUAUUGUGUCAUGCACAAACAAUAUGGCUGGCCCAAACUGGCUUACAAGAUGCCAUUAUUUAGAAAAAGACCCCAGAUCCAGAGCAGCAAAAAAAAUUACAGAUAAUACUAAACAAAUAAACCCUCCUGAUGUUUUCUGCAAGUCUUAGAGACAAAUGUAGCCAUGUAAUUAAGCAUUUAAACUAAACAACCAUUUCUUUCUGUCACGGUCAGUGCAUCGAAACUUUUCAAUUCUAAACAGUCAUUUCACUAAGUAUAGAUAUUCUUAACUCAUCAUAA
Messenger RNA from Xiphias gladius (swordfish), 4395 nucleotides. Its product is annotated as flavin-containing monooxygenase 5-like. The coding region runs from base 123 to 1814 and encodes 563 amino acids. Gene Ontology annotation, molecular function: NADP binding; N,N-dimethylaniline monooxygenase activity; flavin adenine dinucleotide binding. Lineage: Eukaryota; Metazoa; Chordata; Actinopteri; Istiophoriformes; Xiphiidae. The transcript has 12 exons. The record is from RefSeq and is a predicted model, not a curated record.